Molecule: messenger RNA, 3269 nt
Organism: Tachysurus fulvidraco (yellow catfish)
Lineage: Eukaryota; Metazoa; Chordata; Actinopteri; Siluriformes; Bagridae
Gene: rbfox3a
Product: RNA binding fox-1 homolog 3a
Exons: 16
Coding region: 682-1800 (372 amino acids)
Biological process (GO): nervous system development; regulation of alternative mRNA splicing, via spliceosome
Cellular component (GO): cytoplasm; nucleus
Molecular function (GO): mRNA binding
Source: RefSeq, a predicted model, not a curated record
CACCCCUCCUUGUGAGUGUGUAUGUGUGUAUGUAUGUGUGCGUGUGUGUAUACACACACACUGCAGGCGCGUGUAGCUGACCACACUGUGCUCACAGCUAUGUGUGAAGACACGCACAGCACGCCAAAGAAUCAGCAACACUGAUUCUAAUGCUCGCUUUCUUCCAGGACUGAUCGCAUUGCAGACCCAUCCCACUCUCUCUCUCUCUCUCUCUUUCUCUCUCUCUCGCUCUCUCUCUCUCUCUCUCUCUCUCUCUCUAUCUUACACUCUGUUUCCCCGUGUCUCUCUCUUCCUUGUACUUGUACAAGCGUGUAGAGCUGGAAAGGAGGAAAAAACCCCUCGCUCUCUUUCUCUCACUCUCUUGCUCUCGCUUUCUCUUUCUCUCUAUCUUUGUGUCCUGCGGUGGGAUAAGCUGUGAGAGGAUGAGCCCCUGAUCCAGCGCUGGACCCGAGUGACCUGACAGCUCAAACUAAUCUUAUCCAGACAAGGCGAAGUUCUGUGGGCUGAAAUCCAGUUUCGGGAAGCAGUGGAGAACAUCCAGUCUUCAAAGUGAAACAUUUCUGAUCUGGUUGAUCAGACACCGUUACUUGCUACGUUCAGAGUGGGCCUUCUCUCCUCAGAGUCAGAGAGCUGUGUGGCAGCCGUGAGUGUUCAUCACCGUUCAGCCACAGGCAGCUGUACAUGGAGACCCCCAGCUGGGCAGAAUCGAAACCAGGAAACGGGUUGUGUAAAACCGGAAACAUUGCUCUCUUUGGAAACGUAGUGUACAGUGGGUUGCUGAACGAUCACUUCUGGCAUUUUGGGGUUCCCCUUGUCACAAGACUGGGUAACCAGGAGGCACCAGCCCCUCCAGAGGCCAUGGCACAGCCGUAUGCCCCUGCGCAAUACCCCCCUCCCCCACCUCAGAAUGGGCUACCUGGCGAGUAUGCCCACCCCGGGCAGGAGUACACAGGGCCAAACCCGGUGCCUGAGCAUGCAGCUGCCCUCACCAUCUAUACAACUACACAGACACACAGUGAUCCAACCGGUACUGAGAACAACACGUCCUCCCUCACAGCACCCAGCAACGUACCAGCAGAUGAUGUGGUGCAGACAGAGGGCUCCCAGCAGCUCCAGCUCCAGCCCUCAGACUCUUCAGAGAAACAGCAGCCCAAGCGGUUACAUGUCUCCAACAUUCCAUUCCGCUUCCGUGACCCGGACCUCCGGCAAAUGUUCGGGCAAUUUGGGAAAAUUUUAGAUGUGGAAAUUAUUUUUAACGAGCGGGGCUCUAAGGGCUUUGGUUUUGUAACUUUUGAAACAAGUGCAGAUGCAGACCGUGCCAGGGAGAAACUAAAUGGUACAAUCGUAGAGGGACGCAAAAUCGAGGUAAAUAAUGCAACAGCACGAGUAAUGACAAACAAAAAAGUGGCUAACCCCUACACAAAUGGCUGGAAACUGAACCCAGUAGUGGGAGCUGUCUAUGGUCCUGAAUUUUAUGCAGUCACAGGCUUCCCAUAUCCAACUACAGGGGCAACAGUGGCAUAUAGAGGUGCCCACUUGAGAGGCCGGGGUCGUGCAGUCUACAACACGUUCCGUGCCGCACCUCCACCUCCUCCCAUCCCUGCUUACGGAGCUGUGGUUUACCAAGAUGGCUUCUAUGGUGCUGAGAUCUAUGGUGGCUAUGCGGCAUACAGGUAUGCCCAACCAGCCGCAGCAGCUGCAGCAGCUUACAGUGACAGCUAUGGCAGAGUCUAUGCAACAGCAGACCCUUAUCACCACACGAUUGGACCUGCAGCCACAUACAGUGUGGGCACUAUGUAAAUAAAAGAGAAAAAGAGGGAUCAUAGAAGAGGCGGACAUCGGCUAAAUAGUGGACGACAAGAAGGAUUAAGGUGGCGAUACAAAACAAAACACAUAAAAAUACAAAAACACAUAAAAAGAAGGAUCCCUUCAACCAAGGCUGUGAGUUGGAGGCAUCAUAUCUUGAUGGAGACAUGAAUGACAGCCAAGCUGUGAAGCGGAAGAAGAAUUAGCCUUCACCUGUGACAGCCUGGCUGGGUGGAGGACGAGACAAGAGCUCAUCAUAAAAACUUUUUUUAUUUUUCUAAACUUUUUUAAGUUUGUGAUCUCAAAAAGAGUAAAAGAUGAGUGUAUAUAUAUAAAUAUAUAUAAAUCUAUAUAGCGAUAUAUGUAUGUAUAAAUAUGUUAGAAAAUGUUACAAAAAAAAAACUCAGCAGAGGUAAACGAUGCAUGAAUGCAGCGCUGUUGGAGAGGGGGGUUGAGGGGACAUGGUUGUUUCCUCACCCCCUCCUCCUUUUGCAGACUAGCUUAUCCUGCCCUUAAGACUGGUUGGAGGGAAAAGGGUAAGACAAGUGGGCUGCAACCUCUUUAGACACAAGUCUGGCAGCCUGGCUUCGUCUAGGGCUCCAGUGUGUGGUAGGCCUGAGUCUUCCAUCACUGACCUUCUGCUAUGGGUCAGAAGUGACAGCUAAUGCCUCGGUGGACAAAGGCUAAGUUCCUGUUGAACAGCAUUACAUCCCAGAGAGAAAAGGUCAAGGGCCUUUAGUCAUUGAUGUAGGCCUGAAAAAGAAACUUUUAUUCACUCCUUCGCCCUCCAUUUCUCCUAAAUGUCAGUAUCGUUGGCUUAAAGCAGUUUUAUAAACUUGACAUGAAUUUGAAAAGAAAUCAUUUUUAAUUUGAAUUUUGCAAAUAUAGAUCCACUGUACUGUAAUUACGUUUCAUGCCAAUGUCAAGAGAUGAUACUUUUAAAAGACUUUAAAGUUUGUUAAGACCUUGUAAUAUUAUAAUUUAAAUAGGAGAGGCAGGUCGAGUCAAGAAACUGUAAAUAUACCACCAAAAGCCUGUCCACGAAAACAAAAAAGAGUGCAAGAGAUGUCUUUGAGGUCGUUCCCAUGCAGCGUGUGAUAAAUUGUCAUUAUGCAUACUUUAAUGGUUAUGGAUAAGUGUGGCAAUUGCCAAAGCUACAAGACCAUCUAAUGACCAUCUCCAUCCCUAAAUGAGAAGAUAGAGUUCAUACAGGCAUUCAUGCUGUCUGACAACCCUCUGUUUUCAGUAGCACAAUGUGUAAAGGCCCAGUGAAGAAAAAUGGGCGCACUGAGACAUACGAGGCUGUGUGUGUGUGUGUGUGUGUGUGUGUGUGUGUGUGUGUGUGUGUGUGUGUGUGUGUGUGUGUGUGUGUGUGUGUGUGUGUGUGUGUGUGUGUGUGUGUGUGUGUGUGUGUGUGAUAUAGUGUGUCGGCCUGGAAUGGUCACAGUGGAGUAAGUGGGAAA